Molecule: messenger RNA, 1062 nt
Organism: Aspergillus fischeri NRRL 181
Lineage: Eukaryota; Fungi; Ascomycota; Eurotiomycetes; Eurotiales; Aspergillaceae
Exons: 1
Coding region: 1-1062 (353 amino acids)
Source: RefSeq, a predicted model, not a curated record
AUGUUUUCACCACGUGCAGAAGAGCCAACAAUGGACCAACGCGCUGGUCUGCUUCAGAAUAGUGCUGCGCGGGAUGAUCAGCUUCUAGGCAGCGAUUCAGGUGACGCCCCGAACUGUGUGCUAGAGAAAGAGCUCUGUCUGUCUCAGCUGUCAAGCGCACACGAUCGUGAGUACGCCAAAGGGACAUCAUCAUCUGGCACUGAUCCUUCCCUGGACGUCAAUGUUGAUAGCAGUAUUAGUGAGUUGAAUAAGAUUGACAGUCCAGCAGCAGAACAACCGUGCUCUGGAAAUGACAUUGACAGUCCGACAGCGGACGAGGCAAUUCCCGACGAAGACUCUGCAGGUCCAUCCGAACCUCCAUCCGAUCAACGCAAGCCAGGAAGAUCCAAAUGUCAGCGCAGCAAGAAACGCAAUGGCAGUGGAGUAGGUUCGCAGCGGAAAAAGGCGAGGUUAGGACAGGCUAAACUGCUAACGGAAUUCGUGGGUUGUAAAAUUUCUGCGCAGGAGAUAUACAGGCGUUUCGCUGGAAACUGCAAGAGCGCCGACAGUCCUGAGAUUCUCACUAACCUUUUUUUCUCGAUUGCUUGCCAAGAAGCUUUCGUGCAGCUCAAGAAAGCGAUUCCUCAGCUCCGCGGCAGUAUGAAGAUUUCGUUUUCUGCCAAAACAGUGUUCGAUAACCUGAAGUCUUUGGAACAAGUGGCCUCCAACCUGACUGCUGGACGCAUCAUGCAACGCCAUCUUCUCGUGGAGCUGGUGGAACAUCGGAUCCAACUGGAGGAUAAGUAUAAACCCGAGAACUAUCGGCGGGCGAAGAUGAUCAGGGAGGACAAACGGCGUUUAGAGCGCUCUGACGGGCUGGCCCUGGAUGAGAUGAUAAGGGAAGCAUAUCCGACAGUGAUAAAGGGUUCAGAUGAGUAUAACAAAUCUCGAACCACGCUGAGGAACAAUCUGAGUAGUGGUCGGAAUCCGCACACCCUCGCCCAUGAAUUUGGGAGACAUAUCCUCGACCUGAUACCAGUAGGCGAGGGGCUCGGAAAGUCGAGCAUAACGGACAACCAGUAA